AGAUCAUAGUGUUUGAAAGUGAGAAGCCGAUUUGACAAGAAACAAAAACCACACAAUAGAGUACCACGUAAUCUUUCUGCUCACUUUGUUUUACAAAUUUAUUCAAGCUCUUCCUACUAUCUUCUGCUGCCUCCUUGCUCUUCUGUAUCUCACAGAUGUCACUGAGGUAGGUAACGUGGUCCAAGCCUGAGGAAUUCAAGGAAAGAAGAGAAGUCUACUGGACUUUUUCCAUCCCUGAUAUGCACAGGAAAUGAAGAGAUCACCUGGCAUGCUUGGAAUUGAGAAAAUGUCCUGGGUGCUCUUCCUAAUCCCACAUCUGGGCAUCUGGAGUAUCAACGGGCAAAGAUCAUGUAAUGAACAACUGUAUGUAAAGAGAUAUUCCACAUACACUGUGUCAGCAGGGUAUCCAUUUAAUCUGGAGUGCCCUGUGAAAUACUGUACUAAGAGGCCUAUUGUGACCUGGUGCAAGCUCAAAGGAAAAAACUGUUUACCUCUUGCAUAUAAACUUCUGGGAUACACAACUUGGAAAGAAGGGGAGAAUAUUUCAGUUUUUAGUCUUCAUUUUAAUCACGUGCUGGCUAGUGAUUCUGGUUCAUACCGCUGUUCUGCGAAUUUUACAUCUGGAGUUAUUGAAAGCCAUUCAGUAACCAUUAAUGUGACAGAACAGACUCAAAAUAAUUCAGAAUACCCUCUAAUAAAUACAACUGGUGCCUCAGGACCACCCUCUCAGGAAGUGACGGCGGACAAACGAUGGAUGCUUUAUAGUUUGCUUCCUUUGGGGGCAUUGCCUCUGCUCAUUACCUGUUUGUGCCUGUUCUUCUGCCUUAGAAGGCACCAAGAAAAAAAGGAGCCUUCUGACACAUCAGGAAGGGAAAUUAACCUGGUUGAUAUUCCCCAGCCCUUUCGGAGUGAGGAAACUGAAGUGGGAACCGGGCAAAAUCCCCAAACACUGCUAUCAGAAACUGGUACUUAUGAUAAUGACCCCUGGUUCAGGGUCCAGGAAGAGUCUGAAGUUUAUUCUAACCCAUGUCUGGAGGAAAACAAGCAGGGCAUUGUUUACGCUUCUUUGAACCAUUCUGUCAUUGGAAUAAACCCAAGACAAUCAAGGAAUGUGAAAGAAACACCUACAGAAUAUGCGGCCAUAUGUGUGAGGAGUUAAAUUCGAUCUUGAUCUCCAACUGGUGAUCACUGAAAGAUAUGCAUGUCAACACCAUUACCAAGCCCAACAAAAGGUUAAAUAACAUUCCUUGACCUGAGAAGCUUCACUUUAAGGAGGUUCAUGUUGGUGCUCGGGUCUUAAGGGUUCAUAGAACAAAUGACUAAAAUUUCUCCCCCCAAAUUCUGAGGGAACUUUUUAUAUGACCCCCUUGAACAACAACACAAAAACCUUUCCCUCCAAGACUAAGUGAUAUUAUGAGUAGCAGAGUGGCAGAAUAUUUAAACGUAGCUACAUUUUACCCAAUGUACAAAGCUAAUAUGUUUUUUGGAGGAUAAGAGACACAUGUAAGUAAGAGAGGCUUGUGUUAUCUGGCUCAGUUCACUACACUCUCUUGA
This is a messenger RNA of Prionailurus viverrinus (fishing cat), 1554 nucleotides long. It is a transcript of the gene BTLA, whose product is annotated as B and T lymphocyte associated. Gene Ontology annotation, biological process: immune response-regulating cell surface receptor signaling pathway. NCBI's taxonomy places the organism in Eukaryota, Metazoa, Chordata, Mammalia, Carnivora, Felidae. The transcript has 6 exons. The record is from RefSeq and is a predicted model, not a curated record. Gene Ontology annotation, molecular function: signaling receptor activity. Gene Ontology annotation, cellular component: plasma membrane. Bases 251 to 1159 code for a protein of 302 amino acids.